This is a messenger RNA of Scleropages formosus (Asian bonytongue), 3375 nucleotides long. It is a transcript of the gene bmp7b, whose product is annotated as bone morphogenetic protein 7b. The record is from RefSeq and is a predicted model, not a curated record. Lineage: Eukaryota; Metazoa; Chordata; Actinopteri; Osteoglossiformes; Osteoglossidae. The coding region runs from base 647 to 1924 and encodes 425 amino acids. Gene Ontology annotation, molecular function: cytokine activity; growth factor activity. The transcript is spliced from 7 exons. Gene Ontology annotation, cellular component: extracellular region. Gene Ontology annotation, biological process: BMP signaling pathway.
CACCUGUGAGGGACAUGUAGGAGCGCUUACCCUUGUUACCUCCAAACAAGAGAAACUGGGGAUGAACAAUGGAGCAGACAUGCCUCUUCACUGCUCCUGUGGCCAGGGGUGGCCAGUGUCUCCACCCAUUCAUUACGAAGGCACUGAGAAACACCCUGAGAGAUAACCUCGAUGUCCACCCAUAGCCUACCUGACCCGAGCCACCGAGCCACCCAGCCACCCCUGUCCCCUGCCCGCCUUGCGCUUUGCUCACCGCCUUUUUCUGCCCCUCCCCAAACAAAUAGCACCUCCUCAGAAGUUGCGAGGUCUGCCCGGCGCACACGAUCGCGCUGUCCGGAGCGCUCGUCUCGCGCACGAUCGGGUCGCUGGACAGCGCGCAGAAGACGGUGUGGAGGAGGCGAGCCUCAUGAGGGGAGCGAGCCGAGCGCAGCCCUGGACUGAGAUCCACACGCGCGCAAAUUGGAGGAGAACCUGAGUCCGAUCGCCCUCCGCGGCCAGGUCCCAGGAUGCGCGAGCUGAGCUGAUGCAGGGAAAUCGAGACACGUUUCGAAGCUGAAUUUCGACUCGGAGCUUCUGCGCUGUUGAUCGAGCCGCGCGCGAGACGCUGGGACGGUGCGCGACAGUCACAGCGAGUGCUGCGCGCGCCAUGCUUUCGGUGUUGUCAAGGAGCGCCCCGGCGCUCGUGCUCGCGUGGGGCUGCUGCGUGCUCGCGGAGAGCGUCUUCAGCAACCUCAGCGCGGACAACGAGGUCCACUCGAGCUUCAUCCAGCGGCGCCUCCGCAGCCAGGAGCGCAGGGAGAUGCAGCGGGAGAUCCUGUCCAUCCUGGGGCUGCCGCACCGGCCGCGGCCGCACCUCCACGGCAAGCACAACGCGGCGCCCAUGUUCAUGCUGGACCUCUACAAUGCCAUGUCCACGGAGGGCGACGAGGACGGCUACUCGUACCCGUACAAGCCCGUGUUCACCACGCAGGGGCCGCCGAUCGCCACGCUGCAGGACAACAACUUCCUGAACGACGCCGACAUGGUGAUGAGCUUCGUCAACCUGGUGGAGAACGACAGAGAGUUCCUGUCUGUGCGACGGCACCACCGGGAGUUUCGCUUUGACCUCUCGCGGAUCCCUGAGGGCGAGGCUGUCACCGCCGCCGAGUUCCGCAUCUACAAAGACUUCAUCCGGGAGCGUUUUGAAAAUGAGACAUUUCGAGUCAGUAUCUACCAAGUGCUUGAGGAGCAUUUGGACAGGGAACCGGACCUGUUCCUCCUGGACUCGCGGGUGAUGUGGGCAGCAGAAGAGGGAUGGCUGGUGUUUGACAUCACUGCCACCAGCAACCACUGGGUACUCAACCCGGGUCGCAACCUUGGGUUACAGCUUGCCCUGGAGAGUGUGGAUGGCCAAAGUGUGAACCCCAGGGCUGCAGGACUGAUCGGCCGUAGUGGGCCCCAGAGCAAGCAGCCCUUCAUGGUGGCCUUCUUCAAAGCAACCGAGGUCCACAUCCGCAGCAUUCGCUCUGCUGCCAAUAAGCAGCGAAAUCCCAACCGCUCCAAGGGUUCAAAGAGCCAGGAGGCACUCAGGGUUGCCAACAUUGCAGAGAACAGCAGUGCUGAUCAGAAACAGGCCUGUAAGAAACACGAGCUGUACGUCAGCUUCAGAGACCUGGGCUGGCAGGACUGGAUCAUUGCGCCCGAAGGUUAUGCUGCUUACUACUGUGAGGGGGAAUGUGCCUUUCCUCUCAACUCCUACAUGAACGCCACCAACCACGCCAUUGUGCAGACGCUGGUCCACUUUAUCAACCCAGACACCGUGCCCAAGCCUUGCUGUGCUCCCACACAGCUCCACGCCAUUUCAGUUCUCUACUUUGACGACAGCUCCAACGUCAUCCUGAAGAAGUACCGCAACAUGGUUGUGAGGGCCUGCGGCUGCCAUUAACGUCGACCUCCCAGGACACGCACACACACACACACGCAUCACACCUCUUGGGACUGGGAGGAAGGUAAAGGGAAUAGGUGCUUCGCAUGUUACAAAUCGCUCUCCCAUAGGCCAUAGACUUUCCACCCAAUGCUCCAUCCAAUCUACCCAAACUGCCGAUCACCACAGAUGGACACAUUUCUUGUAAAGAACCUCCUUCUGAGAUCGUGAUGCCUUGACAGAUAUUGUGAUGCCUUGACAGUGGUUUCCCGAGGGUUCCAUUUGCCACCAUAUGGGCUUCUGUGUUGCUAAAAAAACAUCACGCGAAGCACCUACUGUAGGAACUGUAGGAAAGAGGCCCAUUAAAAUCAGAAAAUGCCCACAUAGAAGACUCUGAGAGGUUGCAGAGAGCAUGUAAGGCUUUGUGAUGCCGAGACUCUCAGUAGAGCCGCUUGCCGCCAGAGGAGCGGGUGGUGGUCCAUCAGCAGCAAUGCCGCGAACCUGUACGCUUGGCUUCUUUUCUCUUUUCUUUGUUUGAACCUAUGCAAACUUCCAUCCUGGCGAUACACAUAACUCGAAACAUGUUGCAGCGCCCCCUGGCUCAGAAGAGACUGAAGUGCAGACACAUUCUCCCUGUGCUUUCUACUGUGUAUGAGACGUGUUCACCGAUGAUUGUAUGUUGACUCACAGCCAGCGAACGUUUAUCUUUGUAUUUUUCUAGCUUUGCAUAUCCACUCUGAUGGUUUUCUUUUGCUUAGAGUUAGUGAACAUAAGGCCAGGCUAAAAGAAUGGUAGAGUGAUAGAUUCAUUCUUUGUACAAUAUUUUGUAAAUAGUUUUAAAAUACUGAGAAAAUUGUAUUUAUUUCUAGGUCUGGACAUGAUUGGAAUUUAUCACCCCCUUUACUCUACUGGAUAUUAUUAUUGUUAUUAUUAUUUUUAUUAUUAUUGUUAUUACUACUAUCCAGUGCAGUAGUGCUGUCAUUACACCAAACCUGUGUCUGUAUUGGAAGGUCGUUCUGGGACAUGAUGUGCUUUGUAUGUAUCUUGCCACCUGGUGUCGUGAGACUCAACAACCUGUGAGCAAACAAAUUCAUUAUUGGUUUUGAUUUCAGCGAAGGCGCUGUACACUUUUUGGGGGCUUUUUCAAUAUCGGAGUUUGUUUCAAAGCUCAUAGUGGUCAAGCAUAAAGUCAGGGUUUAUGUCAUAAAUGACAAAGAAAGAAUUUCAAAAUGACUGCUCAGUCAUUUUGUACGUAUUUUUCAUAAUGCAUCGGUUUUCAUAAUUAAACUCACUGAUGCCCAGAUAAUGUUUUUAACCGAAAAUACACACAGCAGGUGAGGAGAAACAAAAUGGUGUCCAUGCUUCCUAUGUCAGGCCAUUGCAGGAUAUUUUUCUGUAUUUCCUCCUGUAAAGAAGCUACCUUUCCUAUUUAUGAAAAAUAUUUAUUGAAACCAUGUGAGAAGAGUCACAUU